ACGAGAUGGAUAACCCAGCACAGGUGAAACACCUUCCCACUAACGAGAUGGAUAACCCAGCACAGGUGAAACAGCUUCCCACUAACGAGAUGGAUAACCCAGCACAGGUGAUACACCUUCCCACUAACGAGAUGGAUAACCUGGCACAGGUGAUACACCUUCCACCAAUGAGAUGGAUAACCCGGCAAAGGUGAUACACCUUCCCACUAAUGAGAUGGAUAACCCAGCACAGGUGAUACACCUUCCACUAAUGAGAUGGAUAACCCAGCACAGGUGAUACACCUUCCACUAAUGAGAUGGAUAACCCGGCAAAGGUGAUACACCUUCCACUAAGGAGAUGGAUAACCCAGCACAGGUGAUACACCUUCCCACUAACGAGAUGGAUAACCCAGCACAGGUGAUACACCUUCCACUAAGGAGAUGGAUAACCCGGCACAGGUGAUACACCUUCCCACUAACGAGAUGGAUAACCCGGCACAGGUGAUACACCUUCCCACUAACGAGAUGGAUAACCUGGCACAGGUGAUACACCUUCCCACUAAUGAGAUGGAUAACCCAGCACAGGUGAUACACCUUCCCACUAACGAGAUGGAUAACCCAGCACAGGUGAUACACCUUCCCACUAACGAGAUGGAUAACCCGGCACAGGUGAUACACCUUCCCACUAAUGAGAUGGACAACCCAGCACAGGUGAUACACCUUCCCACUAACGGAAUGGAUAACCCGGCACAGGUGAUACACCUUCCCACUAACGAGAUGGAUAACCCAGCACAGGUGAUACACCUUCCCACUAAUGAGAUGGAUAACCCAGCACAGGUGAUACACCUUCCCACUAACGGAAUGGAUAACCCGGCACAGGUGAUACACCUUCCCACUAACGAGAUGGAUAACCCGGCACAGGUGAUACACCUUCCCACUAAUGAGAUGGACAACCCAGCACAGGUGAUACACCUUCCCACUAACGAGAUGGAUAACCUGGCACAGGUGAUACACCUUCCACUAAUGAGAUGGAUAACCCGGCAAAGGUGAUACACCUUCCACUAAUGAGAUGGACAACCCACCACAGGUGAUACACCUUCCCACUAACGAGAUGGAUAACCUGGCACAGGUGAUACACCUUC
This is a messenger RNA of Oncorhynchus keta (chum salmon), 1121 nucleotides long. Its product is annotated as cGMP-specific 3',5'-cyclic phosphodiesterase-like. NCBI's taxonomy places the organism in Eukaryota, Metazoa, Chordata, Actinopteri, Salmoniformes, Salmonidae. The record is from RefSeq and is a predicted model, not a curated record. The transcript is spliced from 3 exons. Bases 421 to 1029 code for a protein of 202 amino acids.